Messenger RNA from Zea mays, 719 nucleotides. Its product is annotated as elicitor-responsive protein 1. NCBI's taxonomy places the organism in Eukaryota, Viridiplantae, Streptophyta, Magnoliopsida, Poales, Poaceae. The record is from RefSeq and is marked validated.
CAGCCAUCUUCGUUAGUUACAUAGAGCCGCGCCGCCGCAAGAGAGGAGAGAGCGCCUCCAACGCCACCUGGAGGAGAGGACAGCGCGCCAGGGAGGGGGAGGAGGAAGAAGAACAUGGGGAAGGGCGUCCUGGAGGUGCACCUCGUCGACGCCAAGGGGCUCUCCGGCAACGAUUUCUUAGGGAAGCUGGACCCCUACGUGAUCAUGCAGUACCGGAGCCAGGAGCGCAAGAGCAGCGUCGCCCGAGACCAAGGAAGGAACCCGUGCUGGAACGAGGUGUUCAAGUUCCAGAUCAACUCGGCCGCGGCCAACGUGCAGCACAAGCUCAUCCUCCGGAUCAUGGACCACGACAACUUCUCCAGCGACGACUUCCUCGGCGAGGCGACGAUCGACGUGACGGACAUCGUCAGCCUGGGCGCCGAGCGCGGCACGUACCACCUCAACGCGGCCAAGCACAACGUGGUCCUCGCCGACAAGACGUACCACGGCGAGAUCAAGGUCGCCAUCACCUUCACCUCCACCCAGACCCAGGUUCAGGAAGAUGGAGGAGCAAUUGGAGGAUGGAGGCACAGUAGCUUUAAUCAGUGAAAGUGAUAGGCGUCGUGGACUCUCUCAAGUUCUUUGGUUGCUUGGUGGUGUUUCGGGUUGGAUGUAGUUUUUGUUUAUGUCCACGAGCAAUCUGUGCCUAACAUUUCUAGGGUUCAAUUCAAUGAUUCAAU